AUGUCUACUUCUACUGCAAACCCCAACUUCCUCAAAGGGAAAACUGUCCUCAUCACUGGGGGAACCAAGAAUCUCGGCAGAGAGACUGCCAUAGAAUUUUCCAAGUUACAGGCAAAUUUAUUUAUUCAUUAUCGUUCAACUCCUCAUCCUACACAAUUGGAACAUUUUGCUGAUGUUUUACUGAAGGCGGGCUCUAAAGUUGAAUUCUAUCAAAGCGAUUUGACAAGUGCCAAAGAUGUUCAUAAAAUGUUUUCCACUGCCAAAGAGAAGUUCCCAAAUGGAAUUGAUAUUGCGAUCAAUAAUAUUGGCAAAGUGUUGAAAAAGCCGUUGGUUGAGGUUUCUGAAGAAGAAUUUGAUGGGAUGGAUCUUGUCAACAACAAGAUUGCUUUUUUCUUCAUCCAGGAAGCAGGGAAGAGUUUGAAUGAAAAUGGCAAAAUCAUUUCUUUGGUCACAUCUCUAUUGGCCGCAUAUACUCCAUUUUAUAGUAGCUAUCAAGGAACAAAGGCCCCAGUAGAGUACUAUUCCAAAGCUGCUUCCAAGGAAUUGCAACAAAAAGGAAUCUCUGUAAAUUGCAUUGCGCCAGGUCCUAUGGACACUCCGUUUCUUUAUGGGCAAGAAAAGAAUAAAGAUAUUUCAUAUUACAAGACUAUGGGUCUUCAUGGUAGAUUGACAGAAACUCAUGAUAUCGUCCCAAUCAUUAGGUUUUUAGCUUAUGAAGGUUCGUGGAUAACUGGACAAACCAUUUACGCGAGUGGCGGUUUUACUGCACACUGA
Molecule: messenger RNA, 774 nt
Organism: Saccharomycopsis crataegensis
Lineage: Eukaryota; Fungi; Ascomycota; Saccharomycetes; Ascoideales; Saccharomycopsidaceae
Exons: 1
Coding region: 1-774 (257 amino acids)
Source: RefSeq, a predicted model, not a curated record